Camelina sativa (false flax) is the source of this 2401-nucleotide messenger RNA. RefSeq names its product F-box protein At1g20360. The record is from RefSeq and is a predicted model, not a curated record. Lineage: Eukaryota; Viridiplantae; Streptophyta; Magnoliopsida; Brassicales; Brassicaceae.
UGCUUUCUCCAUUAAUAAAAAUCAAUUGUUACCCUUUUUCUUUGUGUACAAGCUAUAUAAUUUCUUGUCUAUAUAUAUAACAACCUCAUCGGUAUGUAAAUCAUAAAAAAAAACGAAAAUAAUCGCAUCAACAAGAAGCAAAACAGAUUAUUAUAGGAGAUUCUCACUUUGUUUCAUCUCUCGCCAUGAUGAAUGGUUUACCUUUCCAUCUCCUAGACGAGAUUCUCAUCAAACUAGAACCCAAAUCUCAGGCCAUGAUGCGAUGCACGAAUAAAUAUUUCCAAUCGUAUCUAUCUAACCCCGAGAACUGCAUUUUAUGGGCCAGACCUAGUUUCUUUCACAUUUCCAUGCUUGGCUCGUAUCAUAUCUUCUGCCAGCCUUUGGUCUCUUCUUCAUGCGAUUCUAUGUCAAUAGAAAAAGUAUUACAUGGGAUGAAUUUAUUAAGGCGUGAGCCAUAUUACAUCUUGGGAUCAUGCUCCGGCCUUGUCCUAGUACUAUACAUCGGUGGCCUCGUCAUCGCAAAUCCCUUAACAAAAAGGUUUCGAAUCAUCGAUUACUCUAGGUCAAAGCUUAUACCUACGUUUUGUCCAAAAAAAAAGCUUAUACCUACGAUAGUUGGUGAUGAUCCUACAAAGAGAAGGACGUGUGUCGGUUUCGCGGUAAAUCGAAAUCGAACCACCAUGACAUUCAAGAUUGUCUGCAUACUCCAGAUGGAAAGAGUAUACGGAUUCGAGAUCAGCGACGGAGACUCAUGGAGAUUAUCAGAAACAACCAUCACCGCUAGAUCAAACAGUCAUCUCAUGAGAAUGAAACCAGUUUACUUGGACGGCACUCUUCACUGGUUGAGAGACGACGGGAGCAUCGUAGCUUUUAAUCCCGAGACAGAGCAAGCACGCUUCAUCCCUUCCAUAUUCCAUCGUGGAGAAGCGUAUGCGCAGUUGCUUUUCGCGGAAGACAAUAAGAACAAUAGCUUGACCUUGUUAUCACGGACGAAAAAAACAAUCGCGGUUUACACACUACUCGGGGAUUCAAAGUGGGCUCUCGCCAAGCAGAUCAAGAACAUGCCUAUCGACGAAAGAGAGGGUUUCUUCUGGGACUUGGUUGCGUACGAUGGCAAGUGUCUUGUGGUGAGGGAUAUUAAGAAGGGUACUUCAGAAAAUGUGGUUUAUGUGUGCGACAUGGAAGCUAACAGCUGGAGAGUUUUGGGGCCAGCCGUAUGUCGGUACGCUACCUUCCAAGACGUGUAUAAGAUUACGCCCUCUUUGUUCUUUGUCGAAGAGGAUAAGCAGCAUAAGGUGGUUGUAGCAUCUAAUGACAAACAGAUCUCCUAUCUAAAUGUUAUUAUGGGACUCAUUGAUAUAACCAACUAUGGCGCCACUUACAUCUUUUGCUUGCCUUUGGCCUCUUCAAGAGAUUCUAUGUCACUAGGGAGUGAGGCAAAACUGUCUAGAGAGCCAUGUUACUUUUUUGGCUCCUGCUCCGGCCUUCUCCUACUAUAUAUCGGUGGCCUCUUUGUCGUGAAUCCCCUCACAAAGAGGUUUCGACUAUUGGAUCACUCCGGCUCAAAGUUUAUGCCUGGUCGUAACGUUGUUGGUAUGGAAAGAGCGAUGUGCGUCGGUUUCACCGUAAAUAGAAAUCGUUCCACUAAGAGAUUCAAGAUUGUCUGCAUACACGAGAUGGAAACGGUGUACGCAUUCGAGAUCAGCGACGGAUACUCUUGGAGAUUAUCGGAAACGACCAUCACCACUAGCACAAAAAGUGAUCUCAUGGUGCAUAUGAAGCCUGUUUAUUUAGACGACACUCUUCAUUGGUUGAGAAACGAUGGGAGCAUCAUAGCAUUCAAUCCUGAUACAGAGCAAGCAAGCUUGAUUCCUUGUAUAUUUCAUCGAGAACCAGAGAUGAAACUGUUGUUCGCAGCUGAUGAUAAGAUAAAUCGCCUGACCUUAGUAUCGGGGACAAAAGAAGAAAUUUCAGUUUACACACUAGUCGAGAAUUCGAAAUGGACCCUCGCCAGGCGGAUCAAGAACAUAACUAUGAAGGAAACUGAGCUUGUAUGCUGGAACAUUGUUAUGUACGACAGCAAGCAUCUAGUAUUGAGGGAGAAGAAGCAUAGUUUAAAAGGUGUUGUUCAUGUUUACGACAUGGAAGUUAAUAGUUGGGGAGUUUUAGGGUCAACCACACCUUGGUCAAGUCGCGUCCGAGGCUUCUAUAAAUUCACACCCUCCUUGUUCUUUGUCGAGGGGGAUGAGCAGCAGAAGGUGAUUGUAGCUUCUAAUGACAGACGCGUUUCCAAUCUAACUGCGUUUAUGAGACUCAUUGAUACAACCAAGUAAACUAUCUCAUGUAUAAACAUUAUGAACCAGAUUUCUCCAACCUUUAUGCACUACCAUGAUGAGCUUUU